Magnolia sinica is the source of this 2788-nucleotide messenger RNA. Its product is annotated as serine/threonine-protein kinase GRIK2-like. Gene Ontology annotation, molecular function: ATP binding; protein serine/threonine kinase activity. The coding region runs from base 849 to 2138 and encodes 429 amino acids. The transcript has 13 exons. Lineage: Eukaryota; Viridiplantae; Streptophyta; Magnoliopsida; Magnoliales; Magnoliaceae. Gene Ontology annotation, cellular component: cytoplasm. Gene Ontology annotation, biological process: intracellular signal transduction; protein phosphorylation. The record is from RefSeq and is a predicted model, not a curated record.
GCACUUUCUCAAUUCAGCACGACGGAUCACAUUCAUCGUCUUCUUUAUUUUUAUGCUUUCGGCCCUCCGUUGCUUUUCAGCGCUCCUCUCGUUUUUCUCGCGCUGCAGCGCUUUCCUUCGUGCAUUCGAGAACAAAGCAGCAGAUUCUCUCUCGGCGAUCGAUUCCUCGACUCAAAGAGAAAUCCUCUGAUGUAGGGUUUUGAGGCCGUCUACUCCGUGUCCGAUUCGUCUUUUAUCCCAAAUGCAUGCAAAAUAAACCCUUGCUUGAAUUAGAGUUAGGGUUUUGCAGAUCGAGGAUUCGUCCUUCCUCCGACGGAAUGUGUAGAGAUCUUUCUUCACUCUUGUGAUAACAAAGGUAGGGUUCCAAAAUCUCCUCCCAUUGACGCAUGUGAAAUAGAGGCUAGGUUUUUCUUGAAUUACACCACCUUUCUUCACGGAAUUUACGAUUUCAGACCGGUUUUCGAGAUUUGAUAUAGGCCUGACUCAAAAAAUUAGUUUCUUUUUAAUCAAUCUGAUUUUUAUAAGAUCGAUUUUGUUGGAGAGAUAUCUAGCAGUUUGUCCACAUCGAAAAUUCUUUAUUUUAGGGAAUUGAUAUUUACACCCACCAUUUUUGGCGCAAAUGCCUCUCUUUUCCACUUCUGGUGAAUGGUGAUACAUGAGGAUGGUUUUGUACAUAUGUAUUACCAGAAAGUAGAAAGAAAGGAUAUACCUAUCAAGACGGCUGGAAUAAACUGGAUUUAUUUUCAAGAUGUUCGUGUUGAACCGCUGCAAUGGCAUUGGUUUCAUCAGCUGCUUCAUUCCGCUGUGUGAAUGGCAUCCCUUAGAUUAGCGAAGGUGAUCGGGGCUUGAUGCCCUCGUGUCUUCUACCUCGUUAUUUGUAUGUUUACCAGUUGAUCUUCGACAGCGUCAAAGUUCUUAUGGUUUGGAAGAAUUUUUCUAUCUCAAUCUUGGCAGAAAUGGGCUGCUGUAGUUGCUUUGGAUUCUUGGGCAAGCCCCAGAGAUCGGUGAGGUCCAUUCAUGGUUCCCAUGGCCGGUUUUCCCGAGAAUUCUUGCUACUCGACAAUGCAGAAGAUGCGGAUGGUGUUCUAUAUAAUGGCGAAGCAGCCAGUAUGCUUCAUGGAAGUGAUGAGGAGUUGCAACAAAGCCAUAAAAGUUCUGAAGAGAUUCUCUUUCUUAGAGCUCAAAGUGGAAUGAUUUGCAGGGAAGUUCCUGUCAAGGAAACGCGUCAUGUUAUUCGCACAGAGGAUGAAAAUGGAAAUAAAAUGGUCAAUGAAUAUGUUCGUGAGUGCAAGAUCGGUGCUGGCAGCUAUGGAAAAGUGGUUUUAUAUAGAAGCACUAUAGACGGGAAGCAGUAUGCAAUUAAGGCUUUCCACAAGUCUCAUUUAUUAAAGUUGCGAGUGGCACCUUCUGAAACAGCCAUGACAGAUGUGCUUAGGGAGGUUUCAAUCAUGAAAAUGUUGGACCAUCCCAAUAUAGUUAAUCUAAUUGAGGUGAUUGAUGACCCAAACACAGAUAACUUCUACAUGGUUCUGGAGUAUGUAGAGGGAAAAUGGGUAUGUGAGGGUUCUGGUCCACCAGGUGGCAUGGGGGAAAGUACUGCAAGAAGAUACUUGCGUGACAUUGUUGCUGGGCUUAUAUAUCUCCAUACUCAUAAUAUUGUGCAUGGGGACAUUAAACCUGAUAACCUUCUGGUCACGAGCAGUGGGACAGUGAAGAUAGGAGACUUUAGUGUCAGCCAGGUCUUUGAGGACAAUAACGACGUUCUUCGGAGAUCUCCGGGAACUCCCGUCUUCACUGCACCAGAAUGCUGUUUAGGGCUAACCUACCAUGGUAAAGCUGCGGAUACAUGGGCCUUGGGAGUAACCUUGUACUGUAUGUUGCUGGGUCAGUACCCAUUUCUUGGGGACACGUUGCAAGAUACUUACGACAAGAUUGUUAAGAACCCAUUAUCUCUUCCGGAUGGCAUCAAUCUGCAGCUGAAGAACUUACUGGAAGCGCUUCUCUGCAAAGAUCCAAAACAGCGGAUUGUCUUGGAAGCUGUAAGAGUGCAUCCAUGGGUCGUUGGAGAGGAAGGGCCGAUCCCUGAGUAUUUGUGUCGGUGCAAGCGCAAGAGCUUCCAAGGUGUAGCCUCCGUCUAAGGUGCCAAUGUGCAAACAUAGGUGGUGUUGACUAAACUGGGAUCUAUCGUUCAAACUUGUAAGAAGUAUUUUGUACAGUGCCAAAAAAAAAAAAAGAAGAGGAGAGAGAGAGAGAGAGAGAGAGAGAGAUUUGGCAGUUGGAUCUCAACCCUUAAGUGUGAAACAUACAUGUGAGAUUCUUGAGAGGUGGGUGGCGAGAUCCCCUUUGGAUUGCUCUGGUUAGAGGCACGUCAAAAAUAUCCAUGAAUUGAAGCAAAGGGUAUCAUCGUAAUUAGGAACUUGUUGGUUUUGCCUUUUCUUUUGUUCAAAUACCAUAUCAGGUCAGGCAGAGGGAGUGCCAACAGUGCCUGCAGCAUCAAAUCAUAACAUCAUGGCUGGCACAGAAAAUCUAUUAGCAGAGGGUCUCUCUGUCUCAUUUUUCUCACUCACUUGAAACCGUGUGCAUAGUCAGACUCUUAACUCUGUAAUACAGGUUCACUGUUGCUUAAAAUCUUCGGGCUACAAAAGUCAGUAGAGGUUGAGUUUUGUUUCUUUUGAUUUGUGCUUGGAACUAGGUUUGCUUCUUGAAGUUGGGAGAUAUGCUGGUACUCAGCUGUUUUAGUGCAUCAUGGCUACUGUCCUCGAUAAUGAAUUUUAUUUGUUCUCUUGAA